Molecule: messenger RNA, 6471 nt
Organism: Nyctereutes procyonoides (raccoon dog)
Lineage: Eukaryota; Metazoa; Chordata; Mammalia; Carnivora; Canidae
Gene: TBC1D24
Product: TBC1 domain family member 24
Exons: 9
Coding region: 280-1959 (559 amino acids)
Source: RefSeq, a predicted model, not a curated record
GCUCGGUCGCACGGCGAGCUGAGGGAGCGGCGCGGCAGGCGGAGAUGAAUGUUAUAGAUGCAGGAGAAAUUGCAACUGUCUGGUCGUUCAGUGACACCUUCUGAAGCAGAGCCUGAGACCUCUGGACACUUGUUCCAUCUCGGGCGGAAAGGCUGGUCCGAGGAUAUGGGAUGGCACACAGGUUAACCGCGAAGCCUCGGAGAGGGGGUUGGGGAUUGAGUGGCUCCGUGCCCUUCCUGGCAGCCUAGGACUCGCCCCCAGGGUGCCGAGGCCUGCACCAUGGACCCCCCGGGGUACAACUGCUUCGUGGACAGAGACAAGAUGGACGCUGCCGUGCAGGACCAGGGCCCCAAAGAGCUGAGCUGUACGGAACUGGCGGAGCUGAAGCAGCUGGCUCGCCAGGGCUACUGGGCCCGCAGCUAUGCCCUGCGGGGCAAGGUGUACCAGCGCCUGAUCCGCGACAUCCCCUGCCGAACCGUCACGCCGGAUGCCAGCGUGUACAGCGACAUCGUGGGCAAGAUUGUGGGCAAGCACAGCGGCACCAGCCUGCCCUUGCCCGAGUUCGUGGACAACACGCAGGUGCCCAGCUACUGCCUGAACACCCGGGGCGAGGGUGCCGUGCGGAAGAUCCUGCUGUGCAUCGCCAACCAGUUCCCCGACGUGUCCUUCUGCCCCGCGCUGCCCGCAGUCGUGGCUCUGCUGCUCCACUACAGCACGGACGAGGCCCAGUGCUUCGAGAAUGCCUGCCGCAUCCUGGCCUGCAAUGACCCCAGCAGGAAGCUUGUAGAUCAGAGCUUCCUGGCCUUUGAGUCGUCCUGCAUGACGUUUGGGGACCUUGUGAACAAGUACUGCCAGGCGGCCCACAAGCUGAUGGUGGCCGUGUCCGAGGACGUCCUGCAGGUGUACGCAGACUGGCAGCGCUGGCUGUUUGGGGAGCUGCCCCUCAGCUACUUCGCUCGCGUCUUCGAUGUCUUCCUUGUGGAGGGGUACAAGGUGCUGUACCGCGUGGCGCUGGCCAUCCUCAAGUUCUUUCACAAGGUCAGAGCUGGGCAGCCGCUCGAGUCAGACAGCGUGAAGCAGGACAUUCGUGCCUUCGUCAGGGACAUCGCCAAGACCGUGUCUCCGGAGAAGCUGCUGGAGAAGGCAUUCGCCAUCCGCCUCUUCUCCCGCAAGGAGAUCCAGCUCCUGCAGAUGGCCAACGAGAAGGCUCUGAAGCAGAAAGGCAUCACCGUCAAGCAGAAGAGUGUUUCACUUUCUAAAAGGCAGUUUGUGCACCUGGCCGUGCACGCAGAGAACUUCCACUCAGAGAUUGUCAGUGUGAAGGAGAUGAGGGACAUCUGGUCGUGGGUCCCCGAACGCUUCGCCCUCUGCCAGCCCCUCCUGCUCUUCUCCUCCCUGCAGCAUGGGUAUAGCCUCACCAGGUUCUAUUUCCAGUGUGAAGGACACGAACCCACCCUCUUGCUCAUUAAGACCACACAAAAGGAGGUGUGUGGGGCUUACCUGUCAACAGACUGGAGUGAGAGAAACAAGUUUGGAGGCAAAGUGGGCUUCUUUGGGACCGGAGAGUGCUUCGUGUUUAGGCUGCAGCCUGAGGUCCAGCGCUAUGAGUGGGUGGUCAUCAAACACCCGGAGCUGACCAAGCCGGUGUCCUUGGAGGCCGUCGCUGCCCCAUCCCCUCCCUGCCGCCCCAUGUCCUCAGACCCUGCAGAUCGCCUCUCACCCUUCCUGGCCACACGUCACUUCAAUCUGCCCUCCAAGACUGAGUCCAUGUUCAUGGCUGGAGGCAACGACUGCCUCAUCAUAGGUGGAGGCGGUGGCCAGGCACUCUACAUCGACGGGGACCUGAACCGGGGCCGCACCGGCCACUGCGACACUUUCAACAACCAGCCCCUCUGCUCUGAGAACUUCCUCAUCGCUGCUGUGGAGGCCUGGGGCUUCCAGGACCCUGACACCCAGUGAUGCGCCUGCGCAGUUGGUGACUGGGCUGCCACCGUGCAGUGGGGGGUGAGGCAGUGGCCAGACCCCCUCUUCAGGGGAGAGGCAGUAGAUGAAACCCCCCCCCUGCUCUGCGGUGGGCAGCGUGGGGGUGCUCUGGUGGGGGGCCGGGCAGGGGCUGCUGGGACCUCAGCUGGGGGGGGUGGGUGUCCCUGCUCAGACCGGCUCAGACUUGCUGCUGCCUCUAGCUGGGCUGGGACUCGCCUGUUCGGGGCUCUGGAGGACUCCUGCGCCCAAGGCCUAGGAGGGGCCGCAUCUUGCAGCCCCUGAGUCUCAGUCCCUUGGUGUGGGGGUGGGGACCUGACAGCAGAAGGAACCUUCCACCAAGUGUGGGUCCGUGGCACCCCCUGCUGGUGUGUCUUAGCAUAGCUCUGGAGCAGAGCCCUGAGCCGCCCUGGGUCCUGUGGCUGGUGGAUCGGAAGACACCACACCGCACCUGGGGGGCUGCUCCUGAGUGGGUGCGGUUCCUUGGCCCUGUCCCCGCCCACCCCCACAGGGUCCUGACGCCUCCCCCUGCUGGCCAGAGCCUGUGGCCGCCUCUCAGAACCACAGGGUGAAAGAGGGGAGGGCAGGAUUUGUGCUGAGCUUUGGGCCCCUCCCGAGGGAGGGUCAAGCACCAGUAUGAGGAAGGGCCUGAGGGGACAUCAUGUGUCCUGGUGUUCCAGAGCCUGGGGCUUCUGCUGGGCCUCCCAGCAGGCUCAGUCCCAAAGAGGCGGCCCAGAAUGGCCCAGGGAGGGGCCCUCUGCCACAGACCCCACCCCAGCCAGCUCCAUUUCCAAGGACUUGCCCGGGGAAGUCCACAUUUCCUAGCUCUCCUCCUGUCUGCUGGGGGCCUCCUCCUCCCCUGCAGUGGCCCCAGGAUCCCACCCAGACUCCUCAGCGUGGCACCCCUGUCUUCGUCUGUCAGCACGUGCAACCUGCCUCCUCCCUGGCCCCUCCCAUGCAGCUCCUUCGCCGCACACCCCCCUACAGCCCUCUCUCAGCCCUGUCGUUGGCGUACAGCAUGGCUUUCUUGUGCUGCCACCUCCCCCCUUUGCCCUACCCAGCCUGGCCCCACACAGGCCCUGUAGACUGUAGGUGCCCCGUGAAGACUUGGGGAGCAGCCUCCCACCACGUGACCUCCCUCAGCUGGUCCUGAGGGCCUGGGCACUGGGGGGAGGAGGGGAAGCCGACAGCCACCCGAGCAGCCCUGUGGGCCUGUGGCAGCUCGAGCCACAGGUGCCAGGGGUCCCGCCCACCAGCCUGAUCCCCACGCGGCUGCGGCCCUUGGUGGCCCCGGGCACUGUGCCUCUGCCAUCUCCAUCCUGCUUGCUCUUGCUGUGGGGCAUUGGCCCUCUCCUGCCCACUCUUCCAGUCUCCUCUGAGCCAGGCCACUGUGUUACAGGAGGAAGGACCAGGGGUCCUUGUGGCUUCAGGCAGGCCUGGAAUCUGCCGGGAACUUUGUUUCUCCACCUGUAACAUGGGGCCAGUCAUCCUGCUCUGCUGUCCCCAGGGACUGUCCAGAGGCUCCAAGGGGGACAGUGUGAGUCCCUAGUAAGGGACAGAGGUGCUGAGAGGCGGUAAUAUGCUCGCCACCCCCCCACCCCGACCACUGCCACCCUUGCCCCCGCCCUGAACCCCCACAGCCCUCUGCUAUAGCACCAACUUUGGUGUUCAUUAAACACGGUCUCGUUAUGUGAACUCUGACGGUCCAAGUCUGCUGUCUUUGGUCAGAGGGCCUCCAGGGGCUCCUCUGGGCCUGCUGCCAAGCGGGGUGCCACAGGCGGCACCCUCAGCAUUGCUGGUCAGUGCAUCAUCCGUGGAAUGUUGACGGCCUUUCAGGGCGCCUGGAGGUCCAUUCUAGCACCGUCUGUGUGGCUCCCUCUGGAGGGAGCCUGGGGGAUUCUUCUGAGAGUGAAUCUGGAGGAGUCUCUGGCUGCCUCGAGGGGUCCAGCGUAGGAGACCCAGCGCUGCUUAGCCACCACCUCUGUCUGUGGCGUGAGGUCUCCGCAUGCACACGCGUGGUCCUCCGUUCCCUCGGCUCUCACGUCAUCUUCCCAGCUGCCCUGCUGAAGUAAAGGUACGUGUGGUUAUUACCCUCAUCUUUAACUCCAAUUUAAUGUCUAGUCAUGUAUCAAGUGCUUCCAAGUAGAACACAUUUUGUUAAUAUUCUCUAUCAUUUCUUACUGGUUACCUAAAAUUUGCUUUUGAUGUCGAAAAUAGCUAACGUGUUAUGAAAUUGCAUGACGAAUUAUCAUUUUUUUUCUAGAAGCAUUUAAAAACUUAUUUUGAGGGGUGCCUGGCUGGCUCAGUCCGAAGAGCAUGGGACUCUGGUCUUGGAGUUGUGAGUUCGAGUCCUACAUUGGACAUGGAGCUUACUUUUAAAAAGUUUAUUUUAAAAAUAAAGCAGAACAGGGACGCCUGGGUGGCUCAGGGGUUAAGCAUCUGCCUUUGGCUCAGGGCAUGAUCCUGGGGUCCUGGGAUCGAGUCCCACAUCAGGUUCCCUGUGGGGAGCCUGCUUCUCCCUCUGCCUAUGUCUCAUGAAUAAAUAAAAUAAAUUUUUAACAAAAAAAAAAUAGGACGUAGUUAAAAACAGUUCAUUAAAUUAAAAAAAUUGUUAAAGUGGACUAUAUGCCUUUAGGGCUUCAGGACAUUAGUUUUCCAAAAAUAAUUUAUAAUAGAAGAGUAAGUCAUUUGUAUUAUGAAUUUUUCAAGAGUUUUGCUGAAUCAAAAUUAGUAUUUCAACUUUUCUGACUUUUAUAAGCUGCAUGCUUAACUUUUUGAGUUCUUCAUGGCAAUUUGUUUUAGAAAAUUCUUUUUUUUAUUAUUUUUUUUUUAAUUUAUUCUCGACAGAGAGAGAGAGAGGCAGAGACACAGGCAGAGGGAGAAGCAGGCUCCAUGCAGGGAGCCCAGUGCAGGACUCGAUCCCGGGUCUCCAGGAUCAUACCCCGGGCUGAAGGCAGCGCUAAACCGCUGGGCCACCAGGGCUGCCCUGUUUUAGAAAAUUCUGAAGAUUUCAGGCUUUCAGAUUCCUCUUACCCAUUUCCUGAAUCCAUAAGGCCUUUAUAGUCCCUUUAUGUGUGUUGUAUUUAAUACAGAUUCAGAUUUUGUAAGUUUUUAAUUUUGAAAUAACUUCAGAUUUACAGGAGAAAUGGAAAGGUGGUACAGAGACUUUCCAUAGCCCCCGCCCACCUCCUGCAGUGUAGAUACAGGGCACAUAUCCGAGCAGUAACAAAUGUUGAUAUAUAAUGCUAUUAACUACAGAUUUAGCCAGAUUCCUUCAGUUUGUCCAGUCCUUUUCUCUGUUCCAGGAAUAGAUUUAAUUUGUACAGAUAUUUACAUUUUUUUAAAAAAUGCAGAAUGUCCUCAAAAUUCACAAGACUAAACCUGUUCAAAAAAAUAAAUUGCCACUAAUUAGCACAGUGAGGUCUCAGGCAUGGAUGCCUGACGUGACUGUUCUCGUCCUUCCGCCCCCAAAUGUCUCAUUUGCAUGUGGACGUUACCAGCUGAAGCUGGAGUACAGCGGAUGCCUCACAAGUGCUUCACGCUACCACAUCUAAGUAAGAGAAGGGUGUGGAUCUUUAAAAAUAACCUGGUAUAAAACAAAAUUAUGACCACGAGGUGUUAAGAUGGCAGAGCAGUCAGGGGGCCCUGAGCUCAUCUUUGCCCCUCGAACACAGCUAGAUACUUACCAAAUCCUUCUGAACACCCAAGAAAUCAGUCAGAGGUCUGAGAGGACAAAACUGCAAGCCUACAAAAGUAGGAAAGUGACCACCUUGUGGAAGAAACCAAGAUUGCACUGUAUGUUGACUAAAAUUUCAAUUAAAAAUUAUGAUCUUCAUUAUAGUCGUGUCAGAUUGUGGUCAAGAAGUGAGGUACACCAUCACGUGACUCGUCACUGAAGAUGAAAUUCGUCACAUGUUUGCAGACACGCUCACUUGACCAGACCCUAUGGAAUUUGUUAACUCUGUGCUUGGGACCAAGGAAGCAAAAUCAGGGAACACGCUGUCGCACAGACAUGCUGACUUGUGACAUGACGCGGAGACACAGCAGCAGAGCUGCUGCUUCAGCUUGCGGGAUCCGCAAGUGUAUUCCCAGCUGGCCAGAAGCCCUUGGGUUGCCGGGAAGCACCCCCGAGUGCGGGUGCCUGCAGGUCGGGUCUGCUCCAGGGGUGCCGGUGACGGCAUGGAGGUCCGGGAGGGGCCCUGCUCCAUUUCAUACGGAAGUGCGCUGCUUGGCAAAGGACAUGGUUUGCCAAAAACUAGUGAGCUAAUGAUUAAGGAGGAGAAAGGGUUGUAUGGGUCCCUUUACCUUCCCGUUCUUGUGUAGGGUGGUCAUUGGCUGAGAAAUGGAUUUUACCAGAUUGACACGUUGGAGCAUCUGAGUGAAUAAAGGAUGGCGAGACCAAGUGAAAAUAGACUGGUGUGUCGUGACUGGAUGUGUGGCUUGGCAGCCAAAUCUAAGUUGGGGAAAGUGAAAAUAAAUGAUUUAGGAAUA